This is a messenger RNA of Letharia columbiana, 891 nucleotides long. RefSeq lists its product as uncharacterized. The transcript is spliced from 5 exons. Lineage: Eukaryota; Fungi; Ascomycota; Lecanoromycetes; Lecanorales; Parmeliaceae. Gene Ontology annotation, molecular function: mRNA binding; single-stranded RNA binding; translation regulator activity. The coding region runs from base 1 to 891 and encodes 296 amino acids. The record is from RefSeq and is a predicted model, not a curated record. Gene Ontology annotation, cellular component: cytoplasm. Gene Ontology annotation, biological process: positive regulation of cytoplasmic translation.
AUGGACCCAGGACCAUGGCAAUAUGGCAAUCGUCAAUACAGCAUCAAGCUUUCUGAUACAGGUGUCGCAGGGCUGCAAAAAUCAGCAUUGGAUAUGUCUUCUUUAUCGCGCCGGGCUUGCUACAAAUGCGGGAACGUUGGGCAUUACGCUGGUCAGCAACAUGGCUUCCAGUUGGAGAAGGCAUGCAAGCUGAUAUCGUGCAGAAGUAUGCUCGUCAUCAGAACGCCUAUGUUACAACUGCAAACAGCCUGGUGUGCAUCUAUCACUCCUCGAUGUAACCUUAAGAUAAUCCGAGCGCAUCUAAUUCCCAUUAUAGGACAUGAAUCCAAUGGAUGCCCGCAUCCUCGCACCACCGACACCAAGCAAUGCUACCAUUGUCAGGGUCUUGGGCACGUCCAGGCAGACUGUCCGACUCUGCGUAUCAGUGGCGCCGGCACGGGAGGUGGACGCUGCUAUUCUUGUGGCCAACCGGGUCAUCUAGCGCGAUCUUGCCCAAAUGCAGGCUUUCAACCCGGACCUGCAUUCGGUGCAGGUCGGGGAGCUGUUCCUCCCCGUGGCGGAUUCGCCGGCGGUUUUCGCGGAGGCUUUGCGGGAGGUGCUGGUGGUCCACGUCCUGCAACAUGCUACAAGUGUGGUGGACCAAACCACUACGCUCGUGACUGUCAGGCGCAAGCUAUGAAAUGCUAUGCAUGCGGCAAGCUGGGCCAUAUUUCUCGCGACUGCACAGCUCCCAAUGGCGGCCCCCUUAAUUCUGCAGGCAAGGUUUGCUACAAGUGCGGUCAAGCAGGGCAUAUAUCUCGGGAUUGCACAGCGGCCGAAACGAAUGGUCAGAUCCCCAUUGAUGGCGCAGUGGAUCAAGUGCAGCCAGCGCCUACCACGGUCGUCGCCUAA